GAAGUAAGUGAUUAUGACAAUGAGUUGUUGUCUUUUUAUCAUUCGCCCUGAUGUUAUCGACAAAAUUGCUUGAUUAUAGUUUUAAAAUAUAUAAUUUUAUUUUUAAUUAGAAUUUAUUAAAUUCACAAGUUUGUUGACAUGUAGUUUUAGUUUAGCAACGUAAACGUAAGAAACUUAAUAUUAAAUCUUAAUUCUAAUAUUCGUAUUAACAUUAGACAAUUUAAAAAUUAUAGAAAAGUUGAUGCAAUAAAUGAACAUUGGUGUGAACUUGAGAAAAUUUCGUUAUACUUGCGGUUUUGUUACAAGUGUUUUUAAGUCACGUUUUAAUACACGAAUUAUCCAAGUUGUUAAUAUGGGAUUGCUAACAGAAGGUAGCCCACUCUCAUGGGAAGAAACUAAAGCUUUAGCGGAACACGUGCGGCACCAUGGUAUCGAGCAGUUUAUAAAUCUCUACAGUAAGCUACGAGAUCGCACCGGCGAUGUUCUUAAAUGGGGAGAUGAGGUGGAGUAUAUAAUAGUAAAAUUUGAUGAUAAGAAUCAACGAGCCACUGUGAGCCUGAGAGCGGACGAGAUUCUUCCACAACUACAAGAAAAAGAAACAGAAGAACCAGAAAAUGUGAAAUCACUCUGGCGCCCGGAAUAUGGCGCAUAUAUGGUCGAAGGUACUCCAGGAAAGCCUUAUGGUGGGCUUUUGGCACAUUUUAACAUAGUUGAGGCUAAUAUGAGAUACCGCAGGGUCGAAGCCAGUACGCUAUUAAAAGAGGGUGAAGUUAUUAUGAGCAUUACAAAUUUUCCUAGGCUCGGCUGUCCAGGUUUCACAAGUCCACCAUAUUCUCCAACCCCCGACAGGGGAGUGACAAGGUCGCAUUACUUUCCAGACGAAGGCAUUUUCCCUGGUCAUCCUCGUUUUAAGACUCUGACUGCGAACAUUCGACAGAGAAGACAAGAAAAAGUUGCCAUUAAUAUUCCAAUUUAUCGCGAUGUGAAUACAAAAAUCCCAGUGGACGACUCUCACAAGCUAGAGCCCGGAGUGGCCCAGCCGGACUGCAUAUACAUGGACGCGAUGGGCUUCGGCAUGGGCUGCUGCUGUCUUCAGCUCACAUUCCAAGCGUGCUGCAUCAACGAGGCUCGCACGCUCUACGACCAACUCGCACCUUUAUGUCCCAUUAUGCUGGCGCUGUCUGCCGCGUCGCCUAUCUAUCGCGGCUUCCUGUCCGACGUGGACUGCCGUUGGAACGUGAUCUCGGCCUCCGUGGACUGCCGCACGCGAGAGGAGCGCGGCCUCGAUCCGCUGAACAACAACAAGUUCCGCAUACACAAGUCCCGAUACGACUCCAUCGACUCCUACCUCUCUCCGGAACAUGAAAAGUACAACGACAUCCCGAUCGUGCACGACGCGGCGAUCUACCGGCGCCUGCGCGAGGGCGGCAUCGACCACCCGCUGGCCCUGCACGUGGCGCACCUCUUCAUACGAGACACCGUGUCACUGUUCUCCGAGAAGGUGCACCAGGACGACAAGAACGACACCGACCACUUCGAGAAUAUUCAGUCUACAAACUGGCAGACGAUGCGUUUCAAGCCACCCCCUCCCAACUCGCCCAUCGGUUGGCGCGUGGAGUUCCGUCCGUGCGAGGCGCAACUCACCGACUUUGAAAAUGCUGCCUACGUGUGCUUCGUCGUGCUGCUGACCAGAGUUAUUCUGUCGUAUAAUCUCAAUUUCGUUAUGCCGAUUAGCAAGGUGGACGAGAACAUGCAGCGCGCGCAGCGGCGCGGCGCGUGCGGCGAGCAGCGCUUCUGGUGGCGCCGCCACGUGCGCGCGCCCGCGCCGGGGGACGACUACCUCGAGAUGACCGUCAACGAGAUCGUCAACGGAAAGGAGGGCGCGUUCCCGGGGCUGAUCCCGCUGAUCGAGUCGUACCUGUCGGGCAUGGACGUGGACGCGGACACGCACUGCAGCGUGCAGCAGUACCUCAAGCUCAUCCAGCGCCGCGCCGCCGGCGAUCUCCACACCAUGGCCGCCUGGAUGCGCGACUUCGUCACCUCGCAUCCCGACUACAAGAAAGAUUCGGUCGUCACCGAGAAGAUAAACUACGACCUGCUGAAGACCGCGCACGGGAUCCAGACGGGCUCUCUGGCGGCGCCCACGCUGCUGGGCAGCAGCACCACCUCCAAGACCAACGACGACAUUCCCAACGCCAUCAGAAGGAUGCUCAGCAAGGACUGCCCCUAGCCGCCUCUUUCGCCCCAGUGCCUUGAGCUCUUCACGCGUGUUGCCUAUGUACAAGCAGAAGUAAAUGUAUAGAUGCGCCUAACUUCUCAAAAAUACGUGUUUCCUUAAAUAAAAUUAUAUAAAAACAAUGUAAGGCUCGGCUAAUAAAAAUAUUUUAAUGCUAUGGUCUAUAAUUUACAUUUUAUAGGUAUUGGCCAAUUGUAAUGGACACUGCAAAUUGACAUUUUUUUAAUAUUAUGGUGAUAAAUAAUGUUAUGGUACAUUUGCAGAACACACAUUUUUGAGCAUGUUAUGAGUAUAUAUACUUUUGCCUCUUCUUGUACUUAUACUGUUAUAGUAGUUUCGCCUUAUAUAGUUUUAUAAAAUUAUAAUAUAAAUUAGUAUACACCGAAUAUCUGACACACCCAAGCGACAGCCAUAUUAUUCUUCGCUCGGAGUUUUCGGUGAAUAGACAAUAGAAGUGUAGCACUGUGUUGUCAUUUUAUGGUAUUAUACGCAUGUUACUGUAAAAGUUUGACGGUUGUAGUCUGAGUACUUUAAGAUAUCGACAUAAUUAAGCAAUAUAUUACAAAAGUCAUACCUAUCUGGACAUUUUGAAUAAAUUGUACAAUAGUGUUUUUAAAAUAUUUGAUACUACACAUAUCAAGUGUAGUUUAAUUGACUCAAAUAAUUUGAUAAUUUGAAUGACUUCAUAUGUACAGGAUGGAUACAAGCAAGAGGCAUCAAAUUAAAACACUUGAAUUACUUACCAUUUCUAAGCUAUAUAAAAAAAAAAAAAAAACAGUCUAAAGAAGCAGUAGUUUGUUUAGUUGUGAACUUACAUAGCGUUACCUACUGAUUCUGUGAGUGAUUUAUUGUAUGUAGAUUAGAAAUAGUAUGUAGUAUAUUAUGUAGUUUAAUUCGAUGCAACGUGUUUAAAUCCAGCUGUACAUUCAACUGUACGAAUCUUGCGGUUUAGAAAAAAAAAAAAACUAUGUGAUUAAAAUAUUAUCAAAUAUUAAAAGAGACAGCGUAAUUAUGUGUUAUCGAGUUUAUAAUUGUUUUAUGGAAAGUUGUCUUAUAUGCAUAAACAUUCAUAUACCUACAGCAUUUGAUUAGUACAAAUAAUUGUAUAUUUUUAAUGACUUAUUAUUAGUGAUGAUACCUAUAUUGAACUAUGAGAUAUGCAAACAAGCAUUGCAUUCUUAUAAAACGUGAUAAAUAUGCAGUUUUAUGACUUUUAGUGACUGAAAUAUUAGUUAGAAAAGUUUAUGGCACUAUUGUUUGAUUGGUUAGUACCUAUUAUGCCUUAGAGUUGGGAGAAAUUUAAAUCAUUUCGAGUUUAGAAACCCAAACUCACGAAAUACUUAAUAAGUACUAAAAUAAUAUGUUAAAUAAUAUGUUUUAAAACAUGGUUGUGAUAAAAUCAAUAAACACGAUUUUUAAUUAUAUGGCACUUGCAGAGAUUGUCAUAUUGAAUUGAUUGAAACUCAAUAUAUUUCAGCGACGCAGAUGCCAUGGUCACGUGCAUUCCGUAAAAGUAAGUAGUUCCGUAUUAAAACAAUCAAAUAACAUAUAUGUGAUAAAUGGUAAGGGUUUUUACUUCACUUCCUUAAUCAAUUAUUGAAGUUUGCUUCAAUAAAUAUCAAUAGAAAACGAUUUGUUUUGGCCAAACUAAUUAUUUAUUUGUAAUUACAUUAAAUAAAUACAAUUUUUCAAUUUUAACCUAUAUAAUCGAUUUAUGAAUGAUUUGUGUAAACUCCAUAUUUUAAAACAUGAAAUUAUAUAAUCUCUGUUGACACAAAUAAAGUACUUGACAAAAA
This is a messenger RNA of Melitaea cinxia (Glanville fritillary), 4032 nucleotides long. RefSeq names its product glutamate--cysteine ligase (gene Gclc). The coding region runs from base 251 to 2230 and encodes 659 amino acids. Gene Ontology annotation, biological process: glutathione biosynthetic process. The transcript has 11 exons. NCBI's taxonomy places the organism in Eukaryota, Metazoa, Arthropoda, Insecta, Lepidoptera, Nymphalidae. Gene Ontology annotation, molecular function: glutamate-cysteine ligase activity. Gene Ontology annotation, cellular component: glutamate-cysteine ligase complex. The record is from RefSeq and is a predicted model, not a curated record.